Molecule: messenger RNA, 660 nt
Organism: Schizophyllum commune H4-8
Lineage: Eukaryota; Fungi; Basidiomycota; Agaricomycetes; Agaricales; Schizophyllaceae
Exons: 1
Coding region: 66-488 (140 amino acids)
Source: RefSeq, a predicted model, not a curated record
AUAUUCCGCGCGGAACCUCUUGACUCACAGAUCCUCGCAGGCCGUUACGACCUCACGCCGCGGUCAUGCUUUCGCCCUCUGCCACGGGCUUUCCGCCCUCGUCAUGGCUUUUCUCUGCCACGUUCGCGACGCUGCCGCGCAGCCGUGCACUCAUGUACUCACAAAUAGUUCAUAUAUCCUCGCUAUCGGUUUCCCUCACAGUCGCUCUCUGGCGGUACUUAUCUGGUUGGUUGAUUGGUCUUGUCGUUCGGUCGUUCUUGGUGACAUUUAGGUAUAAUUAUCAACUGGUGGGCACGUCGCUGGCUGGCUUGGGAUGCAGAUGGGGAGACGGACACUGUGUCGACGAUUCAGGCCAUUCGUGGUCGACGAACCGUAGUAGCUUACUGCCCGCAGAAACCGCAUAUGUACAAAGGCUACAUAGCCGCACACUCGCUGCAACUCGCACGGACGCUGCUGUGUCGUACCGUAUAUAUACCGACUUCUGCUAAGUACUUACUCGUACUCUGCUAUCCACUCGUACUACUCAUGCCAAGGACAACGCACAUCCUGUUACAGUUGCGAUUUCGCUCACAAUUUUCCGGGUCUCAUUCAUCUAUCCAUAGUAUACUGUAGAGUAAUGCUCAGACCCAUUGUCUAAUAGACAUGUUUGCAAGCGCCUUC